UUCAUUCAAGGGGAUGGGAUAAUGCCAACAAGAAAGCAGAAAAAUAUUAAGUGGUUUGGAUUUUUAACUUUGAGGCGGUUUUCGGUGGCAUGCGCCUUGGAAGAUCCCUACAGAUAAUUUGAUUCCCGAUUUCUUGCCCGUUGGUUUUGGCAUUUUAAUUGAAAUAACUUUCACUAUCAGCCUGUCAUUUACGACGAGUUUCCGUCGCCAUUGUGUUGUGUCGACAAGGACAUUUUUUUCCAACUAGCUCGCCUGGAAAUGAGUUCGAAAUCAGAGAAAGAUAGGCAAAAGGCCAUCCAAGACAAAUGUCAACAACUACUGAAUGAAAUGCUGCGCGAUGAAGACAACAAAUAUUGUGUUGAUUGUGAUGCCAAGGGUCCAAGAUGGGCAUCAUGGAAUCUUGGUAUCUUUCUGUGUAUUCGGUGUGCUGGAAUCCAUCGCAACUUAGGUGUUCACAUUUCAAAAGUGAAAUCCGUCAAUCUUGACACGUGGACUCCUGAGCAAGUUGUGAGUUUGCAAAACAUGGGCAACAGCAGAGCUCGUGCAGUAUAUGAAGCCAAUCUCCCCGAUAACUUUAGACGUCCCCAAACAGACUCUCCUCUAGAGGCAUUUGUCCGUGCCAAAUAUGAACAAAAGAAGUAUAUUGCCCGCGAAUGGGUUCCUCCCACAAUCGGAAAGGUAAAUUGGGAUAAAGAAAUAGAAGAGGAGGAACAGGCUAGAAGACGCCGUAAAGAGAGCAAAUCAGGUACACCACAACUAGCAAGAACUUUAACAUCAUCUCCAGGAGGCCAUUCUAUGACAUCUGAAAUACCUGCGCCUCUUCCUAAGCCAAAAAGCUCAGCGAGUCCAAAACCAUCUCGCACCUUAGGAUCAAGCUCUGCGAGUCCUGCUCCUUCCACUAACAUAAUUUCUUCUAGUGCUACACUUGAUUUACUGGGCCUAGAUACCCCUACUGGUAGCUCAUCUUCACCCAGCAAAGGUGAUGAUAUUUUUUCUGGAUUUUUGAGUGCUCCGCCUGUAGCUGGCUCAUCAGCAGCACUAAGCACAACACAAGCUCCAGAACCUCUCCAAAAUGAAACUGCUGCUAAUCUAGCAGACAGUAAACGGUCUGCUGAAGAAAAUAGUUUCUUUAAUCAGCCUGCUGCCACAGCUCAAGAGAAGAAGCAGCUCACCAAAGACUCUAUUCUAGCUCUUUACUCCAGUGUGCCUACUUCUGCAACACCACCAGCACAAGCCCAGGCGCCCCAACAAUUUGGAGUGUUCCCCUCCCAAGGCAUUGCUGGUUUUGGUUCUGUGCCCCCUACUGGUAUGGGGCUGAAUUAUCCCAUGUCCAAUGGUAUGAUGAUGCCCCCUGCUCCUAAUGGGUCACAGAAUGGUAUGUUUGGUUCCUCUGUGGGCCAAUCUGGAUUGGUAAAUUCUGGUAGUGGCAUUCCACAAAUGACUUCUAAUCCCUUCUUCAACAUGACAAGUAUACCUACCAACAGUGUACCUGUUCAAAAUCCUAUGAAUCAGCUCCCUCAACAAAUGAAUAUGCUCAACUUGUCUGGGGCUCCUGGAGUUGGUAUUCCUCAACAAGGUUUUGGAGCUGGAAGUACUGGUGGAAACCCAUGGGCUAAUCCAAGUCAGCCUAUGACAAUGCCUCAGUCCUCAAUACCUCAAAGUCAAACAGCACUAGGUCAUACAUUAGCUACUAAUUUAUGGCAGUAAUUUUUUUUUUAGGGAUUUUGCACCUUCAAUUUACAUUGUGCAUCAGCCCUGUUGACUAUCAUGAUGUUGACAGUAUUAUAAGACUUGCAUUAGCUCAGUUUCUUUGCUGUUUGCAAAUUGUGCUAGCUUUUGAUAUCAAUGAGAGAACUUACCAUCAUGAGACUUGUGCUUCUAUGGUAUUAUUGGUUAAGUAUUUCUUCAUUCUAAUUUCUAAUAGUUAAGAAGAAAUCCUCUGGAUUAAGUGUGAUUUCGGGUGGUUUCUACAUUAAGAGUGUUGACUUCAAGUUUAACAUAUCUGCACAUUUUUUCCUUUAUUCACAUUAUGUAUAGGUGAUGGUUGUUCCUUAAUUUGGCUGAUAAUGUGGAGCAAACAUAGUGGAAAUGGUGCACUGUAAUUAUUCAACAUUUUCCUCAAUUUUAUUUGUUGUAUUUGUUGAAUUAUGUAUAUAAGCAAGCCUGAACUGAGAUUGAGGCGCUUUGCUAUGUGCAAUGGUUGUGCUUCAGAUUGUGUCCAAAUACAAUCUGUGUUGUGUUUUAUGGAAUGUGUUACCAGAUGGUGCCAAGAGUCUGUGCCAGCCUCUAAUACAUAUUCCUUUACCCCGUGUAUUUUCUAGGGACAGAAGUAAUCAUAUUUGUUAACUUUCCAUUUUUCAAUAUUUAUUGUAGUUAAUCUCAAAUAAUGUGAUACUGUUCUCUACAUUCCAACAUGCUGAAAUGCCUUUGCUGUUGGAAAGAUGUGCCGGUAUCAUUUAGGGACCCUUCUAUAAUUGCUUUAGUAAAAUGAGUUCAUGCUCACUAGUGCCCAUUGUUUAGUUAAAUGUUACAAUGACAUUUUGGUAGUGUUUCAAAUCCAAGAAAUCUAGUUAUUAAAACCCGCUUUAUUUCCUGUAACUUGUGUGUGAGAAGGACAAAGAUCCUGGUGUUGAUUAGUAUGUUGGUUGCCCAAUAUUUGUAUCUAUCCAACAACUUCACCUUGGCGUAGUUCCUCCUACGCUUGAGGACGUUAACUUGAUUAUAGUUUGUGUGAUAUGUUAUUGUUUCAUGAAUUUAAAGAAAAUACUUGGGUUGCAGCGGUUACCAUUUUAAGUUUUAAUAGUAUUUUAAUUGCCCCAGUUCACCAUGUUGUUAAAAUUUGGAAGUAGUUUUCCAUAUAUAUUGUCAUAUUUUAAAAACCUCUGGUUGAGAGUGGUACGAAUAUUAUUUUUUUAACUGUGAAUGUUUCAUUUACAGGGUGUCAGUUUCAAACAAAGUACUUCCUGGUAUUAUCUCAAAAUUAAAAUGUUCUUUUAACACUUUAA
Messenger RNA from Frankliniella occidentalis (western flower thrips), 3005 nucleotides. RefSeq names its product stromal membrane-associated protein 1. NCBI's taxonomy places the organism in Eukaryota, Metazoa, Arthropoda, Insecta, Thysanoptera, Thripidae. The transcript is spliced from 9 exons. Gene Ontology annotation, molecular function: GTPase activator activity; metal ion binding. The record is from RefSeq and is a predicted model, not a curated record. The coding region runs from base 259 to 1707 and encodes 482 amino acids.